AUGACAGCCGGGACAGUGGUCAUCACUGGUGGAAUUCUAGCUACUGUUAUAUUACUCCUUAUCAUCGCAGUAUUGUGCUACUGUAGGCUGCAGUAUUAUUGCUGCAAGAAGGAAGAGUCCGAGUCGGAGGAGGAGGAGCCGGACUUCGCCGUCACAUCCCGCCUUCCACCCGUCCACUCCAAUCACAACAUUGUGGCGGCGACAGCCGCCGCCUCCUCCAUCCCAAAUGGCCCAGACCUUUUUUCCACCCCUCCGCUGGCCAGGAAACUGACACGUUCACAGACCUUCUGUCCAUCCUGUACGCACUAUGAGCUGCCUUUCUACCUCCAGCCCCCUCAGCCGCAGCUCCACCAUCAACCAGAUGGGUUGAGGAACGGAGGUGACCGGAUCAGCUACCGCAGCGUCCAGCAGCAGGACCUGGAACUGCCAGUGCCUGUGAACAUUUCAAACUACCGUAAACCAAACCUGGCCCGCUCGGUCACCAUGAGGGACAUGUUCACACGCAGCUGCAGCAUCAGCACCGAUGUUUAG
Chelmon rostratus (copperband butterflyfish) is the source of this 531-nucleotide messenger RNA. RefSeq names its product family with sequence similarity 163 member B, genome duplicate a (gene fam163ba). The record is from RefSeq and is a predicted model, not a curated record. Lineage: Eukaryota; Metazoa; Chordata; Actinopteri; Chaetodontiformes; Chaetodontidae. The transcript is spliced from 2 exons. Bases 1 to 531 code for a protein of 176 amino acids.